Molecule: messenger RNA, 312 nt
Organism: Dibothriocephalus latus
Lineage: Eukaryota; Metazoa; Platyhelminthes; Cestoda; Diphyllobothriidea; Diphyllobothriidae
Source: the annotation of a GenBank genome assembly
AUGACAUUUGAUGAUGUACCACCAGAACUAAUCGCCAUGAUCAAGGCAUACUACCGCCCCACCACUGCGCUGGUUUUAGUGCACAACAACCUCUCAGAACCCUUCGUUAUUCGGUCAGGCGUUCGGCAAGGCUGUGCCCUAUCGCCCAUUCUCUUUAUCUACGUCAUUGACUGGGUUCUCGGGAAGGCCCUGCAAGAAGGUGACGAUAUUGAGCUUGCAUCCGGGCGCCGGUUGACUGACCUUGACUAUGCAGAUGAUAUCGCUUUACUAGCAUCAAGUUUUGUCGAUCUCCAGCUAUGGUGUCACGGGUGA